Messenger RNA from Chrysochloris asiatica (Cape golden mole), 595 nucleotides. It is a transcript of the gene PFDN5, whose product is annotated as prefoldin subunit 5. The record is from RefSeq and is a predicted model, not a curated record. Gene Ontology annotation, biological process: regulation of DNA-templated transcription; protein folding. Bases 8 to 571 code for a protein of 187 amino acids. NCBI's taxonomy places the organism in Eukaryota, Metazoa, Chordata, Mammalia, Afrosoricida, Chrysochloridae. Gene Ontology annotation, cellular component: cytoplasm; prefoldin complex. The transcript has 6 exons.
CAUAGAGAUGUCUGGCGUAGCGAGGCGUAGCCAUAGAGAUGUGCAGUGGAUGGCUAGAGCGUUACUCGCCAAGCCGGCUUUCCCUUCGUUAGCCUUCCUUUCCAACAUGGCGCAGUCAGUUAACAUCACGGAGCUGAAUUUGCCGCAGCUAGAAAUGCUCAAGAACCAGCUGGACCAGGAAGUGGAGUUCCUGUCCACGUCCAUUGCCCAGCUCAAGGUGGUACAGACCAAGUAUGUGGAAGCCAAGGACUGUCUGAACGUGCUGAACAAGAGCAACGAGGGGAAAGAAUUACUUGUCCCACUGACAAGUUCCAUGUAUGUUCCUGGAAAAUUACAUGAUGUGGAACAUGUGCUUAUCGAUGUGGGAACUGGCUACUAUGUAGAGAAGACAGCUGAGGAUGCCAAGGACUUCUUUAAGAGGAAGAUAGACUUCCUCACCAAGCAGAUGGAGAAAAUCCAGCCAGCUUUACAGGAGAAGCAUACAAUGAAACAGGCUGUCAUGGAGAUGAUGAGCCAGAAGAUUCAGCAGCUCACAGCUUUGGGAGCAACUCAGGCUGCUGCCAAGGCCUGAGUUUUACUGCAGACAUGGAGCAGA